UUAAGCUGAGAAGCGGCUCGCGGGUUUUUACUAUCCCAGCGCGCGCAGAGAAGCAGCCGAACCUUUGUCCUGCUGGUUCCGACCCAACAUGGCCACCCCUCCUAAGCGGCUCCGUGGUUCUUCACGCAGACACCGGAAGGUCUCCAUCGAGGGGAACAUCGCUGCAGGGAAAUCUACCUUCGUCCGCCUGCUGCAGGCCUCCUCCUGCUCCUCGGACUGGGAGGUGAUCCCAGAACCGAUCGGGAAAUGGUGCAACGUCCAGAACAGUGAGGACAUCUACCAGGAGCUGAGUUCCUCGCAGAAGAGUGGAGGGAACCUCCUGCAGAUGUUGUACGACAAACCGAGCCGCUGGGCAUACACCUUCCAGAGCUACGCCUGCCUCAGCAGAGUUCGUUCUCAGCUUCAGUCUCCGUCAGCUAAACUACUCCAGGCAGAAAACCCGGUUCAGUUCUACGAGCGAUCCGUUUACUCAGACAGGUUGGUGUUUGCAUCCAGCCUGUUUGAGAGUGGCGACCUGCUGGAGACGGAGUGGAGCGUCUACCAGGACUGGCACAGCUGGCUGCUGAAGCAGUUCGAGGCCGACAUCGCACUGGACGGCAUCAUCUACCUCAGAGCCCCCCCAAAGCGCUGCAUGCAGCGGCUGCUGCACCGCGGCCGCGAGGAGGAGCAGGGCGUUCCUCUGGAGUACCUGGAGCAGCUUCACCUCAAACACGAGGCGUGGCUCUACCACAGGAACCUCAGGAUGGACUUUGAGUACCUCCAAGACCUUCCUGUCUUGGUUCUGGAUGUGGAUAAAGACUUCCAGAACGAUCCGAUCAAGCAGGAGGACAUCCUAGAAAAGGUCAAAGACUUCCUCACCCUGUUGUGAAGCUCUUCCAAUCAGAGCG
Cyprinodon variegatus (sheepshead minnow) is the source of this 887-nucleotide messenger RNA. Its product is annotated as deoxycytidine kinase-like. Gene Ontology annotation, biological process: nucleobase-containing compound metabolic process. Gene Ontology annotation, molecular function: ATP binding; deoxyguanosine kinase activity. The coding region runs from base 89 to 868 and encodes 259 amino acids. Gene Ontology annotation, cellular component: mitochondrion; cytoplasm. The transcript is spliced from 8 exons. The record is from RefSeq and is a predicted model, not a curated record. NCBI's taxonomy places the organism in Eukaryota, Metazoa, Chordata, Actinopteri, Cyprinodontiformes, Cyprinodontidae.